UUCAAUAAAAUGGAAUAAAAAUAAUUUAAAAUUUAAAAAAUAUAAAUAAAUAAAAAAUUACAACAAAGUAAAAGCGAAAUUUAAUUGUUGUUUUGAGGUCACAUUUAUACAAAUUAAUUAAACAACAAAUUUCAAAUAGAAGUCAAACAAGAAAAACCGUUAAAUAUAAAAGCAAAGGAGAAGAAAUACUUUGGAAUUUGCUUCACAUUUAGUACAAAUAAUGGAUCCUCAACAGCAGAUGCAGCAAACGGAAAAAAUAAUUGUUGAGAUGUUGGAAUUUUUAGAAUCUAGCAGCGAAGAAGAAAAUGACCUUGACCAUCCAACAUCAGAGAAGUGCCCUGAAGAUGCCCAAAUUACGAGUAUUAAAAAAGAUUUUAAUGAUAAUAUUGUAACGGAAAAGCUUAAAAUAAAUACAAAAACUGGAAAUGACUCGAAAAAAUAUAAGAAACCCACAACAGCUAUAGCCAAGGAGUUAAAGAAAUUGAAACAACAAUUUCCCAUAUGGAAUACCAAAGAAAUUGCUAAGAACUAUAAAACAUUGCCAAAUCUCCACAAAGCUCCUGAAACUUUGGAUGAUUGUUUAAAUUGUAAAACAUCUGCAUCCAGAUUUGAUAAAGCCAAUGUGCAGGUGGAUGCUGAUAUUCCCGCUUCCGAUUAUGCCAAUGUAGAGUGGCACAACAAAUUAGAAGCUAAUUGUCGUCGUAGUACUAGCAAUUCGUACAUACAAGAGAUCCAUAAAGCUAUAUAUCAAGAUACAACCGGUCACCCUCCUAGUGGCUCUGCGGACUACUAUCAAGCAGCGCAAAAUUAUGCGCUUUAUGGUAAACAUUUUUUAGAUUUUCCUGAAAAUCUACAAGCUGUUCUAAACGAUAAAAACUCACAAAAUACCGGCGGUGCAGAAAAUUCCAAUUUGAUAACAAACUUUGGCAACGAUCUUUAUGCGAAACCUAAAACCGCAACUCCAAAUGCUAUAGCUGCUCCCCUUACAUCAGCAGCUGCAACCGCCGCCACUUAUUAUCAAAUAUGUAAUAGUAUGCAGGCACAAGCAAGACCGCCACCAGCUCUAUCUAAUAAUACUCCUAGAAACUCAACAGCUUAUGGUAUAUUUUUGGGCAAUAAAGUCACUUACGUAGCCGGCACACCAACAAGCCCAUCAUUGAUUUAUAAUCAACAUAGUGCAACUACAACAAAUUUCGUAGCGAAUAGUUUAGCCAAUGCAGCCCUAGCCACAUCGCCAACCAUCCUCUAUACGAAUCCCAUGUUGACCACAACGACACAACAAUAUCUGAACACUUUCUUCAAAGAGUCUCAAUUUCUAAGUACAGCGGCAUUAACGACAAAUUCUUCACAAGCGGCUACGGUGCCUUCGAAUGCCAGCGGUGCUGGAAUUUAUGAACGUUUGCUGUACGCCCAACUGUUGCAACAGCAAAUAUAUCAAACACAACAGGCGGCCGCCGUAGCAGCAAUGUUCCAACAUAAACAACGUGCCGCUGUGGCGGCUGCUACACUAGCUGCGGCAGCACGUCAGUCGAGCACUGGACAAAAUGGAAAUGUUAUUGCAAACACCAACCGGGCAUCGCCACAACAUUUAACUACAGUGCCUUCAACAACUGCCAGCAGUAAUGGAUUAACUUUGAAUAGUUGUAUGCGACAAGCUAGAAGUAGUUCGCCAUCAGAAUUGCUGCGAAUGAAGCAACAGAUAACUCCCUCAAUUCCGGCAUCUGGUAAUAAUGAGAGCUCUAAAUCUUCGAGCGAUUAAGUUGGCAAAUUUUAUUCCUUUAGUUGUUAAAGAAUUUUUCGUUUUAUAUUUAGUUUUAUUAUGAGAGUCGUUUUCGUAGUCGAAGUCAGUUUUUUUCGACAACUAAUAAUUUCAAUAUACAAAUUCGAACUUUUUCGAAUAUUCCGUAAACACCUUAAUUUUCCAUACGUCAAUGGCUCUCAUAAUAAGGACAAUUCGUUUUAACUUUUUAUUUCUUUUAUAAUACAAUAAUUUUCA
Messenger RNA from Calliphora vicina (urban bluebottle blowfly), 1996 nucleotides. RefSeq lists its product as uncharacterized. The coding region runs from base 221 to 1759 and encodes 512 amino acids. The transcript has 4 exons. Lineage: Eukaryota; Metazoa; Arthropoda; Insecta; Diptera; Calliphoridae. The record is from RefSeq and is a predicted model, not a curated record.